AUGGAUGAUCAAGAAGUUGAAAAUUGUAGUAAUUCAAGUGCAAAGAAUAACAGUGCAAAAUCAGGUAGCAUUUUUGAAGGCAACAAUAAGAGCAGCAAGAGAUUAUCUAAAGUAUUUAAAAAAUUACGACUGAAUCACUCCAGUUCUGUACAACAACAACCAAAGGGCCAUAGUAGUGAUGACGACGAUACUCCCAACCUUCAUUUAAAUGAAACAAAUCAUUUAGAAGUACGAAAUAGAUUAGAAGUUCCUGAUAUCAAUUAA
Messenger RNA from Funneliformis caledonium, 264 nucleotides. Lineage: Eukaryota; Fungi; Glomeromycota; Glomeromycetes; Glomerales; Glomeraceae. The record is from the annotation of a GenBank genome assembly.